Molecule: messenger RNA, 2399 nt
Organism: Lagopus leucura (white-tailed ptarmigan)
Lineage: Eukaryota; Metazoa; Chordata; Aves; Galliformes; Phasianidae
Gene: FKBP14
Product: FKBP prolyl isomerase 14
Exons: 4
Coding region: 1-633 (210 amino acids)
Molecular function (GO): peptidyl-prolyl cis-trans isomerase activity; calcium ion binding
Source: RefSeq, a predicted model, not a curated record
AUGGCUGCGCUGCGGGCCGCCCUGCUGAGCGUCCUGCUGGGCUGCGCGGCCGCGGCCCUCAUCCCCGCGGCCGACGUGAAGGUGGAGGUGCUGCAGAAGCCGUUCCUGUGCCACCGGAGGACCAAGUGGGGGGACAUGAUGCUGGUGCACUACGAGGGCUUCCUGCAGAGCGACGGCUCCAUGUUCCACUCCACUCACAAACAUAACAAUGGGCAACCUAUGUGGUUUACACUUGGCAUAAGAGAAGCCAUCAAAGGCUGGGACAAAGGUUUGAAGGACAUGUGUGUGGGGGAGAAGCGGAAGCUAACUAUUCCACCAGCCCUUGCUUAUGGAAAAGAAGGGAAAGGAAAAAUUCCACCUGAGAGCACAUUGAUCUUCAAUAUUGACCUUCUAGAAAUUAGGAAUGGACCCAGGUCUCAUGAGUCGUUUCAAGAGAUGGAUCUUAAUGAUGACUGGAAGCUGUCCAAGCAAGAGGUGAAAAUUUACUUGAAGAAAGAAUUUGAGAAGCAUGGAGCAAUGGUAAAUGAUACCCAGCAUGAUGCUUUGGUUGAAGACAUAUUUGAUAAAGAAGAUGAAGACAGUGAUGGGUUUAUAUCUGCAAGGGAAUUCACAUACAAGCAUGAUGAGCUGUAGAAAAGGAUGACAUAAUUUUUUUGACACAAAUGGCAAUGACUUAGACUGUCUGGUUCUCUUGUCGUCUUGGUUCUGUGUUUUGGAGUUGACAGCUGCCAUUGGCAGAAGAGAAAUGACAAAAAAACAAACCCACGCUUUUUUAUAUUAAAAGAGAAUUUCAGUUGUUUACGUUAAAAAUAUAUAUAUAUUUUAAACUAUUUGUAAGAUUGAAAUUGUACUUUUGUGCAAUGAAGACUUGCACAUUUUGUUUUUUAAUUUUGUAUUAACUUAUUUUUUCAGAAAUGAAACAAGGUUUCCAGGUAUCGAACAUCUUGAAAAUCAAAAUCCAGUACAGUGCCUUUCUGUGCUUUAUUUCUUCAGAUCACAUUCAGUGACUUUUACAUAUGACUUCUAGUCUGACUUAAUCAAUUAUUUGACCUUCUUUUUUGUACCUUGCUGCUUGUAAAGCGGUGUGCUGGCAUUGCUUGCUUUCUGCAGAUUUUGAAAUAUCCACUAGAAAGCAUCAACACCUUGUAAGACAGCUGAGAAACUCAUACGAAGCUGAAUGAGAAGAAUGGCUGUCCUAUGCUGAUUCUGCUUUUCUAAAGGAGAAUACUAAAAUAACCGUUUGCAUCACUGAAGGAAAACAAACAAACAAAAAAAUAGGAGUUAAAUAUCAGACCUUCUCAUUUUUAUAUUAGCAGUGUUCUAGAAGAUAAGGUACUAUUUUCCAAAUAGUUUUGUUGUUCUGCAGAGGUAGCGUCCUUCACUUCCUUACAUGCAUUGGUUUGUGAAGAGAUUGCAUUUUCUUCACCUCAGGUGUUGAGAGACAUCUAAAGAAAAAAAUUUAGCAAAUUUUUUUUCCCCAUUUUCAGAAAGGAAGGAAGGAGCAUGCUAACAUGCAGGUCAGUAUGUCCUAAAGAACAUUUUGUGUUACUUGCCAGCUUUGCUACUGCCUGAAUUGUAGAAUUUGUCUUAUUUUUUUUGCACCUUUGCUGUAUUUUCACAGGUAGCACAAAAGUUAUCUGAGUCUUAAGUAAUAAAGUGACUUUUAAAAAAAGAAAAAAGAAAUGUGAGGUAAACAUUCUGCUGCUGAAUCUUUAUGGUGUGGAGAUGAUGAGGAUUUCAGCUCUGUCUUGUGUGUUUGAACCCUCUCUAAAGAGGAAGAAGCUUAGUCAUCAUCCAUGGGCCUGAAUGAGUGGGUGAGGUAUCUCUUAGAAGGAUUUAGCCUUUAUUCUUCCAGCACUAAAAUGGGUUUCUGUACAGAAUACUUGGAUUUAAAAAUACUGCCAUAGGUUUUGUAGGGAUAUGAGGUAAACCAAAUUGUAUAAAAUCAGUAUUGCUGUAAUGUGCUAAGGAGGGGUGGGGGAGCUUGGGGAGAGUUGCGUUCAAGAUCCUCAAUUAGCUUGAUGAAAAUCUUCUCUGCAAUCUAGCGUUGCGUGUAAGUAUUAGAAGACUGCUUUAUUAUAGACAGCAAGGAUUUCUGUACAGUGAUUGUGCUACGUGAAGAUAUGCACGGGUGGAGUUUUUGCGUUCCAGCAUUUGGUAUUUUAUGGCAUGUGGCUUACAUGAUGUGUAGUUUUUCAUAUUUUGUUUUAAACUGUUUUUUUUUUUUUUUUUUUUUUUUUACCCUUCUUCACAAUGUCUAGUUUUCUUGAACCUAUUUAUUCUUUAGUUCUGUGGCAGUCACAGUAGAAUGGCAUAGGAUGCUACUUCCAUUUGUUCUUCUGCUUGUUGCCUGUCCUGGUUAUUGUGAGGAAAUAAUUAACAAGUCAUCUUACCAGUCA